This is a messenger RNA of Homo sapiens (human), 1841 nucleotides long. It is a transcript of the gene ARRB2, whose product is annotated as arrestin beta 2. Bases 91 to 1383 code for a protein of 430 amino acids. Lineage: Eukaryota; Metazoa; Chordata; Mammalia; Primates; Hominidae. Gene Ontology annotation, molecular function: protein kinase B binding; enzyme binding; angiotensin receptor binding. The transcript has 15 exons. Gene Ontology annotation, biological process: negative regulation of interleukin-1 beta production; negative regulation of interleukin-6 production; signal transduction. Gene Ontology annotation, cellular component: cytoplasm; nucleus; cytoplasmic vesicle. The record is from RefSeq and is marked reviewed.
GCAUUGGCGCGGGGAGGAGCAGGGAUCUUGGCAGCGGGCGAGGAGGCUGCGAGCGAGCCGCGAACCGAGCGGGCGGCGGGCGCGCGCACCAUGGGGGAGAAACCCGGGACCAGGGUCUUCAAGAAGUCGAGCCCUAACUGCAAGCUCACCGUGUACUUGGGCAAGCGGGACUUCGUAGAUCACCUGGACAAAGUGGACCCUGUAGAUGGCGUGGUGCUUGUGGACCCUGACUACCUGAAGGACCGCAAAGUGUUUGUGACCCUCACCUGCGCCUUCCGCUAUGGCCGUGAAGACCUGGAUGUGCUGGGCUUGUCCUUCCGCAAAGACCUGUUCAUCGCCACCUACCAGGCCUUCCCCCCGGUGCCCAACCCACCCCGGCCCCCCACCCGCCUGCAGGACCGGCUGCUGAGGAAGCUGGGCCAGCAUGCCCACCCCUUCUUCUUCACCGUGAGGAUGCCCCUGCCCUCUGAGGGCCAGGGGGCUGGGGCUGGGACUGUGUCUGGGGUGGGGAUACCCCAGAAUCUUCCAUGCUCCGUCACACUGCAGCCAGGCCCAGAGGAUACAGGAAAGGCCUGCGGCGUAGACUUUGAGAUUCGAGCCUUCUGUGCUAAAUCACUAGAAGAGAAAAGCCACAAAAGGAACUCUGUGCGGCUGGUGAUCCGAAAGGUGCAGUUCGCCCCGGAGAAACCCGGCCCCCAGCCUUCAGCCGAAACCACACGCCACUUCCUCAUGUCUGACCGGUCCCUGCACCUCGAGGCUUCCCUGGACAAGGAGCUGUACUACCAUGGGGAGCCCCUCAAUGUAAAUGUCCACGUCACCAACAACUCCACCAAGACCGUCAAGAAGAUCAAAGUCUCUGUGAGACAGUACGCCGACAUCUGCCUCUUCAGCACCGCCCAGUACAAGUGUCCUGUGGCUCAACUCGAACAAGAUGACCAGGUAUCUCCCAGCUCCACAUUCUGUAAGGUGUACACCAUAACCCCACUGCUCAGCGACAACCGGGAGAAGCGGGGUCUCGCCCUGGAUGGGAAACUCAAGCACGAGGACACCAACCUGGCUUCCAGCACCAUCGUGAAGGAGGGUGCCAACAAGGAGGUGCUGGGAAUCCUGGUGUCCUACAGGGUCAAGGUGAAGCUGGUGGUGUCUCGAGGCGGGGAUGUCUCUGUGGAGCUGCCUUUUGUUCUUAUGCACCCCAAGCCCCACGACCACAUCCCCCUCCCCAGACCCCAGUCAGCCGCUCCGGAGACAGAUGUCCCUGUGGACACCAACCUCAUUGAAUUUGAUACCAACUAUGCCACAGAUGAUGACAUUGUGUUUGAGGACUUUGCCCGGCUUCGGCUGAAGGGGAUGAAGGAUGACGACUAUGAUGAUCAACUCUGCUAGGAAGCGGGGUGGGAAGAAGGGAGGGGAUGGGGUUGGGAGAGGUGAGGGCAGGAUUAAGAUCCCCACUGUCAAUGGGGGAUUGUCCCAGCCCCUCUUCCCUUCCCCUCACCUGGAAGCUUCUUCAACCAAUCCCUUCACACUCUCUCCCCCAUCCCCCCAAGAUACACACUGGACCCUCUCUUGCUGAAUGUGGGCAUUAAUUUUUUGACUGCAGCUCUGCUUCUCCAGCCCCGCCGUGGGUGGCAAGCUGUGUUCAUACCUAAAUUUUCUGGAAGGGGACAGUGAAAAGAGGAGUGACAGGAGGGAAAGGGGGAGACAAAACUCCUACUCUCAACCUCACACCAACACCUCCCAUUAUCACUCUCUCUGCCCCCAUUCCUUCAAGAGGAGACCCUUUGGGGACAAGGCCGUUUCUUUGUUUCUGAGCAUAAAGAAGAAAAUAAAUCUUUUACUAAGCA